AACGAGACAACAAAGAGAAAGCAAAAGCUACAGAGUUUGGCUUAAAGCUCUAAAAGACAUCCUCUCAAGAAAGACAUCUCUGUGAACUUCUUGUCUUUUAACAGUUUGACUUUUUACAAGGAAGAAGCUCGGGAGAUGGAGGCUGCCGUUCUAUCGAAGCCGCAUAGGCUCAAGUAUCAUUUCUUCCUCAGUUUCAGAGGCGAAGACACGCGUCACACCCUCGUAAAGCGUCUCUACGAGGAUCUCCACGAGAAGGAGAUAGUCCUCAUCUUCCGCGACAACGAAGGCAUGGAACGAGGGCAACCGAUCAAUCCGAGCCUCGUGGCAGGCAUAGAAGACUCCGCGGCCUCCCUGGUCGUCUUCUCCUCUCGCUACGCUGACUCCCACUGGUGCCUUGAUGAGUUAGCCAAGCUCUGCGAUCUGAGCUCAUCGCUUGAUCGUCCCAUGAUACCAAUCUUCUACGAGGUAGAUCCUUGCGAUGUACGCAAACAGAGCGGUCGUUUCGUGAAGGACUUUGAAGCACACGCACAGGACAUAAGAUUUAGCAAGGAAGAGAUACAGCGAUGGAGAGGAGCAAUGAAAAUAGUUGGAAACAUCCCUGGAUAUAUUUACAGAAAAGGAGAAAAUGAGGAUGAGAUGAUGAUCAGUGAACAAAAAAAUAAAAUAAAAAAAAUAAAAGAGGAUGAGAUCAUGAGGUUUGUGGUGAAGAGGGUUUUAGCUGAAGUGAACAAUACACCAGAGAAAGUUGGAGAAUACACCGUUGGCUUGGAGUCACGUGUUGAUGAUUUGAUGAAUCUGGUCAACCUUAAAUCCAGUUCUCAAGUUCAAAUCUUGGGGCUUUACGGUACGGGUGGUAUUGGGAAGACUACGCUUGCAAAACGUUUCUAUAACAAGAUUGUAGAAUACUUCAAGGAGCAACGAGUUUUCAUCUCAAACGUUAGAGAAAGAUCAUCAGGACAUGACGGGUUACUCAAUCUACAAAAGACUUUGAUCAAGGGGAUUCUCCGUUUGGUACCUGAAGUAGAAGAUGUUAACAAAGGGAGAGACAAGAUAAGAGAAAGUGUUUAUGAGAAGAAGAUUCUUGUGGUUUUAGAUGAUGUUGAUAAGGUAGACCAAGUUGAUGCCUUACUCGGUGAAAGGAGUUGGUAUGGUGAAGGAACUCUUAUAGUCAUCACUACCAGAGAUGAAGAGAUUCUCAAUAGGCUCUCUGUGAGCCUAAAGUAUGAGGUCAAGUGCUUGAGUGAAGAGGAAGCAGUGAAGCUGUUUAGCUAUCAUUCACUGCGAAAAGAAAAACCAACAGGGAGUCUACUGAAGUUAUCUGAGAAUAUCGUCAAGAUAACUGGAUUGUUGCCACUAGCUGUUGAAGUGUUUGGUUCUCUUUUUUAUGACAAAAAGGAAAAGGAGUGGCUAGUUCAGCUAAAGAAGCUGGAAGAAACUAAACCAAACGGUCUUCAGGACGUUCUGAAGCUGAGUUUUGAGUCCUUAGACGAUGAAGAGAAGAAAGUCUUCCUCGACACUGCGUGUCUCUUUCUUAAAAUGGACAUGACUAAAGAGGAAAUCGUCGACGUACUGAAAGGUUGUGGGUUCAACGCUGAGGCUGCUCUCAAAGCUCUUAGACAGAAGUCUCUUGUUAAGUUCUUGGCAGACGAUACUCUUUGGAUGCAUGAUCAGAUUAAGGACAUGGGAAUGCAGAUGGUCAUUCAAGAAAGCCUUGAGGAUCCUGGAAAGCGAAGUAGACUAUGGGAUCAUGGUGAAAUCAUGACCGUGUUGAACAAUGCGAAGGGAACACCAUCCAUCAGAGGAAUCGUAUUAGAUUUCAAGAAGAAGUUUGUGAAUCCAGGCAUCAGCAUUUACCUGAAGAAUAUAUUAAAGCCUACAAGUAGUGAAAACACCAUUCCCGUGGAGCAUUUUGUACCAAUGAAAAAGUUGAGACUUCUUCAGAUCAAUCAUGUGGAACUGCAAGGAAAUCUUGAACAACUUCCACCUGACCUCAAGUGGAUACAGUGGAGAGGCUGUCUAUUAAAAGAUGUUCCACCGAGUUUUCUUAAUAGGCAACUCGCUGUUCUUGAUCUUUCAGAGAGUGGUAUAAGACGCUUCCAGAGUUUGCAGCCAAGAAGGGUGGAUGACAAGUUGAAGGUUUUAAAUUUGCGUGAUUGCCACAGCUUAGAAGCCUUCCCUGAUUUAUCAAACCAUGAAGCCUUAGAGAAGCUUGAUUUCCAAGGAUGCAAGCUUCUAGUGAAGGUUCCUGCAUCAGUUGGUAAUAUGAAAACAUUACUUCACCUGGAUUUCAGAAACUGCACAAGACUCACUGAGUUUCUUGAGGAUGUUUCUGGACUGAAAUUUCUUGAAAAGCUCUACCUAUCUGGCUGUUCAAAUCUGAGUGUGUUACCAGAAGAAAACUUUGGUGCUAUGAAAUGCUUGAAAGAGCUUCUUCUUGAUGGAACUGCGAUAAAGAAGUUACCAGAAUCAAUUUUUCGCCUUGAAAAACUUCAAAAGCUUAAUCUAAAGAGUUGCAGAUCUAUUCAAGAGCUACCUCUGUGCAUAGGGACGUUGACAUCACUGGAGGAGCUAGAUCUUAGUAGCACUUCACUGCAAAGUCUUCCGAGCUCUAUUGGAAGUCUCAUAAGUCUCCAGAAGUUGUAUGUGAUGCACUGCACAUCCCUUACUGAGAUUCCUGACACUAUCAAUAACCUCGCAUCAUUACAAGAGUUAGUCAUCGAUGAAAGCGCGGUGGGGGAGCUACCUCUAAGCCCUGGAUCACUGCCAUGUUUGACUAAACUUUCAGCAGGAGGAUGCAGGUCGCUGAAACAGGUUCCUAGUUCAAUAGGGAGGUUAAACUCUCUUCUCCAACUUAAGUUGGAUAGUACACAAAUUGAAACUCUACCAGAAGAGAUAAGUGAGUUGCGGUUUAUUCAGAAACUUGAGUUGAGGAACUGCAUAUCAUUGAAAUCUCUGCCUAGUACGAUUGGAGAAAUGGACACACUCCAUAGCUUAUACCUUGAAGGCUCCAACAUUGAACAACUCCCUGAAGAAUUUGGGAAGCUGGAGAGCCUGGUAUUACUCCAAAUGAACAAGUGUAAAAAUCUCAAGAAGCUUCCUAACUCAUUUGGAGGCUUGAAGUCUCUUCAACAUCUGCACAUGGAGGAAACUUUGGUCAUGGAGUUGCCAGAAAGUUUUGGAGACCUCUCAAACUUAAAGGUACUGAAAAUGAUGAAGAUUGAUGCUCCUCCAGGUACAGGCGAAGAAUCUAGUUUUGUAAUUCCAAAAUCUUUCUCAAACCUCUUGCUGCUCGAGGAACUGGAUGCUCGUGGUUGUGGAAUAUCUGGUGAAGUCCCUGAUGUUUUUGAGAAGCUUUCUUCUGUGAAGAUACUGAACCUUGGGAAUAACAAGUUUCACAGUUUUACGUCUAGCCUCAAGGGGUUAUCGGAUCUUGAGGAACUUUCAUUGCAUGACUGCCGAGAGCUCACGUGUGUUCCUCCUCUUCCGUGUAAGUUGAAGCAGCUAAACUUGGGAAACUGCUUUUCAUUGGAGAGUAUAUCCGACCUAUCAGAGCUGACAAUGUUGCGCGACCUUAAUCUCACCAACUGUGAGAAAGUGGAUGAUAUUCCAGGCCUAGAGCACUUGACGGCUCUGAAACGGUUAGACAUGAGCGGAUGUAACUUCCAAGUGCACCUUUGAAGUAAAGGAAAAAACUGUCCAAGGUGAUUUGUUAAAACUCCAGAAUCUCAAUUAGUUUAAACUCAGUGUUUGUUAACAAGUUUCUUGCAAUCUUGUGAGAUACUUCUCAUUGCAAGUUCCUCUGAAAAUGCUGCGGAAUUUCGAAGAAUGUGAAGCCAGUUCAGAAGGUGACUCCACUGUUACUUGAUCUGCUAUCAGAGAAGUUAAGAAACUGCAGACAAACUGUUGCUGAUAAACAAACAAACAAAAGAAAAA
Molecule: messenger RNA, 3933 nt
Organism: Raphanus sativus (radish)
Lineage: Eukaryota; Viridiplantae; Streptophyta; Magnoliopsida; Brassicales; Brassicaceae
Product: disease resistance protein RPV1
Exons: 4
Coding region: 136-3678 (1180 amino acids)
Biological process (GO): signal transduction; defense response
Molecular function (GO): protein binding; ADP binding
Source: RefSeq, a predicted model, not a curated record